Messenger RNA from Ictalurus furcatus (blue catfish), 2701 nucleotides. Its product is annotated as WD repeat-containing protein 90-like. NCBI's taxonomy places the organism in Eukaryota, Metazoa, Chordata, Actinopteri, Siluriformes, Ictaluridae. The transcript has 11 exons. The record is from RefSeq and is a predicted model, not a curated record. The coding region runs from base 1428 to 2663 and encodes 411 amino acids.
CACUCAUGACUUCAGAAUCACCUCCAAGAUACAGCUCCUCAUACUACUUUAUUCAGCUGAAGACCAAUGGAGGACUUAUUAUGCCAUGUGAAGGAGUCGUUACCAUAGUGAGAGCUGUAGAAAUGCAUCUCAAAGAACUAACGGACAGCAAUGUCCUAACAAGGAAGGGUGUCUUCUCCCGUGUCCAGUACCGAGUCUUGUCAGAUAUUGGAGCCAGGGGUGUGUUUGGAAAUGGCAUGGCAGACCAUGCUGCUGAAACUCAAGAUAGCACUGACAAUCAUACCGUCUACCUGAUCAGGCUUCUGGUAGAAGUAUUCUGCACUCUAAGACAUCAUCACAUUGCCCGACUUCAGAACCUUGGAUUAAAUCGAUCAGUGAGACAGACCCUGAAUAGGACUGUUAUCUUUCUAGAACUGUAUAUACACUCAUUUAAAUGACGGGUUUUACAUCCAUUUUUGCAUGUGAGUACUGAUCAGAUGAAUAUCACAAUACAGCUUGGUUUCAUUUAACAAUAUGAACAUGAAAAUAAAAAUGUGAUCAAUACAAUAGCUAAAGGUAGUCUGUAAAGUCACUUGGAAGGUUGUAUCACAAGGUAGUGCCUGAGAAAUGUGUGGGAUUUUUGUCUGAAUGUUUUGAAUCUAUUGCUUAUUAACCAACCCGGAUGGCUUGUAUUAUAUAAGUUAGUCUCUUUGCUGAGGUCCUUGAAGUAUAUACAGACAUUCUGUAAUCAUUUUUUCCCCUCCAUUUUCAAAUGUUAUACACUGUCAUGCAAACAUUUUUUUUUUUUUUUUAAAUUACAAAUCAUAUCAGUAAUGGAUAAUUUAAUAAAAUGCACAUUAAUAACAGUAUGUAUAAAUACUGAUUUAUAUUCAUGCAUAUAUUAAUAAUAUUUAUUAUAUGUACAUGUUAAUUAAAUGGUCAAGAGACUGCUUGAUUAGAAUGAAUGGGAAUUAAAUUCUGCAGAUUGAACCUCCGUGUGUCCAUGAAGCACUGAGCAAGAUGGCGGCCAGGAAUCCCGCGUACGGCCAUUCCAGUGUAUUUCUAUUUCACUGGUUUUAAUCGUUAUUCUUCUUGGACUACAUUACCCAUGACUUUGGACUACAUUACCGCGAGUGACGUUUCCUGUUUGACGUUUACGUCAUGACGUUGGGCAGCGGCGGCUGCUGCAGCGGGAGAAGUUGAUUUAUCAACAACGGGCGCCUGACAACCAUAAACAUCAACUUAAACUGACUUUAAAGUGAAUAAAUUAGUACUUUAUGUUAUGUAGAUCAGGUAUAACUGAACGUGGAGGCAAUAGGGAGCACAAAUGGACGUCGUCAAGGAAUUAAAAAAUGUUUUUGGUGCAUGUUGUAGUUAGCUAGAGGGCUAAUUGUGUGUGUAGUAGUCACCAGGUGAUGUGUUACUUUUUGCUUUAGUAUCAGGGAUUAAUGAUGGCUUCCAAAGUGUGGCAGCAUCCUUACGUAAACCUAUUUAAACAUGUGAAGCUGGAGGAAUGGAGGAAAGCCAGCAAAGACGGAGACGUCACAACCUAUAUGGACAAGACGCUGAAGUGCACCGUGUUCCGCAUCCGUGGUUCAGUUCCGGCCAGCAACUACAUCCUGAUUCCCAAAACCAGCAGCCAGUCGCUGGGCCUCACAGGCCGUUACCUGUACCUGCUCUUCAGACCCUGUCCCAAUAAACACUUCGUAGUGCACUUGGACGUGGCGGCUGAGGAGGGUCGUGUGAUUCGUGUGUCAUUCUCCAACCUGUUUAAGGAGUUUAAAUCCACAGCAACAUGGCUUCAGUUCCCCUUCCUGUGUGCAGCUGCACCUGGCUCUGUGUAUGAGAGCACAGCCAAGACCACCAAACAUGGUCUGGUGGGUCCAGCCCCGGUGGGUGUGCGCUGGACGUGCCUGGCGAUGGACCUGCGUUACGUGCUUUCCGUCUACCUGAACAGAACACACAGCCACUUGAAGAGCAUCAAACUGUGUGCCAACAUGGCCGUCAAAAAUGUAGUGACCAGCGACCUGAUGCUGGAGCCUGGUCUGUCGUUUUCAGAGUUCCGGCAGGCAGGCGUGGUGCUGCCUGAGGGCACGGCCCCGAUGCCCAGGGACAUGUGCUUCCCUGUGCCAAAAGGCAGCAGCUGGCAUCAGCUCUACGAUUACAUCAGAUUCCCCUCUGACGGUGCAAAGAUGCCAUUUGACUCCAUACAGAAAGGACAGGAUGCUCAAGCCCCAAUUCCACAAGAAACUCUGGAUGACAAAAGUCCAUAUCGAGAGGAGAGUCGCAGCGUGGACAUCAGCAAGCCAGUGCAGGACCGCGUCUCCCUCAUCCAACAGAUCACCACACCCAAACCCCAUGCUAAGCAGCGCUCACUGCUGCACACCUCCAGCCUGCCCGAGCUCGCCACAGCGCUCUCCGGAGACGUAGGCAGCCCCAGAUCUACAGGUCAUGGGUCACAGAGCGAGGACGAGGAGGAGGAAGAAGACGGCAGGGUCGUGUGUGAUGACGGAGACAGCGUGCAUGUGUACGCUCACUACGAGGACGAUGACAUCAGCGCCCGUUCAACAGACAGCGAUGAAGUGGCAGUGUUCAACGCAGCUGUUCCUCGUCCGCGUCCUCUGCCUUCAACUAAACCAGCAAAGCAGCGAAGUUGUGUGUGUGUGUGUUGUGAUCGGUCUUAGCAGAAGCUGCACCCUGACCCUAUACUGAAGCUGAGCAG